This is a messenger RNA of Hypanus sabinus (Atlantic stingray), 2091 nucleotides long. It is a transcript of the gene lcp2a, whose product is annotated as lymphocyte cytosolic protein 2a. Gene Ontology annotation, biological process: cell surface receptor protein tyrosine kinase signaling pathway; intracellular signal transduction. The coding region runs from base 114 to 1724 and encodes 536 amino acids. NCBI's taxonomy places the organism in Eukaryota, Metazoa, Chordata, Chondrichthyes, Myliobatiformes, Dasyatidae. Gene Ontology annotation, molecular function: protein binding. The record is from RefSeq and is a predicted model, not a curated record. The transcript is spliced from 20 exons.
UAACUUCUGUGGAGGUUGUGGUUUGUGACAGGAAGAGAAAAGACCAGUUUUUUUUUACUGCUGAAUGUUAUAAUAUGAGAUCAAGUAAAAAAUAAACUGAGACAUCAUCAAAAAUGGCUUUCAGAAAACUUCCAAAUCGUAACGAUGUACUUCAGUGGUCCUCGGCUCAUCUGGCUGAUUACUUCAGAAUGCUAGACUGGAAAGACUGCGAAAAAGUUAUAAAAAAGAACAAUAUUAAUGGGCAAAGAUUUCUGAACAUGUCAGAAAAUGACAUUCAAAGAUUCCCCACACUACGUGUGCCGCAGAUUCAUCAGUUGUGUCAGGAGAUCAACAAAAGAGAAGAAAAAAAGAGCUUCUUCCCGAAGAGGAAUCAGAAUCCCAUAAUUCAGGAUUCUUCAGAUUAUAGACAAAAUGAUGACCUGGGAUGGGAUUCUGAUGAAUUUACAGAGGAUGACGAUGACUACGAGGACCCAGAUCAAGAUCUGGGCUCUGACGAAGAUGCUGAUGGUGGAGAUUACGAAUCCCCAACUGAAGAUGGUGAGGGCCACAAUAGUGACAACGAUUAUGAACCCCCACCUUCAAACGAUGAAGAAGCUCACCAAACCAAAAUAUUUGCUGCAAAACCCAUCUCUGAUGAUUCAGAUUAUGCAGAUAAACGGACCACUCAGAAAUCAGGAAGCCACCCACCUAUUCCUCCUCAACGACCUGGAUCAGUGCCAAUAGUUCCAGCCGGGAACAAGGGCAAUAUGCCAUGCAUGUUCUCCAAUCUGUCAGUCAGUGAUGAUCCAGGUUUCAACAAAGAUCGAGGAUUUUCAGGACCUGCUUACAGAGCUCCCAAAGUUGAUAGGAGUAGGAAACCUACUUUAGAUCAGCCAAACAUCCAACAGAGUGAAAGAGAUUCCCCAUCAAUGGUAAAGAAAUCUCCAUUUCCCGAUAAGCAUCCCAUGGGACCACCCAGACCUCCAUUUGUCGGUAGACCUGAUCCUGUCUGUAGGAUGCCAAAGCCAACGAUACCGGGGGACAGGGGGAAUGCCUCGUUGGGACGGAGGCAGACAUCUCCAAGUCUUCACACUCAUUACCGUCCUCACAGAUUUUCUUCCAGAUCCAUUCCUCGACCAAUUGACUCUGCUCUGAAUGCCAACACCUUUCCAUAUAGAUCCUCCCGACCAGGACCAAAGCCCAACUUCUCAGGAGGGAAUCAAAUGCCACUAUCUAAUGCUGAAAGUCUUUCACCAAGUGCAUCCUUACCACCACGGUUUCAACAAGAGGCCAAACAGUCUUUCUCAAGAAGCCCUAAUGAUGCCAGACCUCCCCAGCCUCUACCAGUCAAUAAAUGCCGAUCUGCACCAGCAGCUCCACAAGAAGAGAGUCUUUCCAGAGAGUGGUAUGCAGGUUGCAUCAGUCGAUCAGAAGCUGAAUCAGCUCUUCGGCAUAUUAAUGAGGAUGGGACUUUCUUAAUCAGAGACAGUUCACGGAGAAACAGUGAACACCCUUUUGUCCUGAUGGUACUGUACGGAGACAAGGUAUACAACAUUCAAAUCCGUUAUCAGGCAGACGUCGCUAUGUAUCUGUUGGGAACCGGACUCAGAGGAAAGGAAAACUUCAGUUCAGUGACAGAACUUGUGGAGCACCAUACACAGAUGCCACUUAUGCUGAUUGAUGGCAAAGAUCAGCGAGGAGGACAGAGGAAACAGUGCACACUGAUAUAUCCUGCAGCUCAGUAGACACAGCUCUACAUCAGGCUGACUGUCAAUCCUCAAAGCAGCCAGUUGGAACUCUUAGAUCUUUUUAAACAAGAAACAAAAUGAAAGUGGACCAUGGUCUCCCUCCACUGCAGAGACGUUAAGUAUCUUCAAUAGCAUUUUCUCUAACUCUGUCAUUAGCUCAAUGUCACCAUGAAAGGGAGGGUUAUGAUUAACCCUCAGCGAUAGGUACUGCCCCCAUAUCCAAACAAACAACUCAGAAAUACAUCAAACACACUGUCCCGUCACACCGUCCCAUCACAUCGUCCCGUCACACCUUCGCGUCACACCGUCUCAUCACACCGUCCCGUCACACCGUCUCAUCACACCAUCCCGUCACACCGUCUCA